Molecule: messenger RNA, 6152 nt
Organism: Rhincodon typus (whale shark)
Lineage: Eukaryota; Metazoa; Chordata; Chondrichthyes; Orectolobiformes; Rhincodontidae
Product: EF-hand calcium-binding domain-containing protein 4B-like
Exons: 27
Coding region: 184-3834 (1216 amino acids)
Molecular function (GO): GTP binding; calcium ion binding; GTPase activity
Source: RefSeq, a predicted model, not a curated record
CACAUGGUGCAAGCAGAGCAGACGGAACCCAGUCUCCAACAAGAGCUGCUUCAAAUGGGAGGACCAUCCAUCAGAACGUCACAUAACACAUAACCUCAGGGAGCCACGGACCAGCAGGCUCAGUGAGAUCUCAUUUCAGCUCAUUUCUGACUCUGCACUAGAAAGCAGGACUGACCAGCCGUGAUGGACGAGCAGAAGACUCCCACCCCCAGAGCUAGUAAGGGGGUGGGCCCCCGAGAGGGCAGGAGGACAGCGAGACGGCGGAGGGAGUUACGGAACACCCAGGAUUCACAGCAACUGGAGCAAGAGGCCAGCUGGAGCUCUGGGGAACGCUUCAUGGUGGAGAAAGUCCAUGAGUUCUUCCAGGAGUGCGGUGGGGCUGAGAGGGGCUACAUCACUUGCGAUGAUAUGGAGAAGCUGCAGGACAAGUUUGAUUUCAGUCCUGAGGAGUUAGAGAUGGUGUUCAAUAAACUGGAUGUUGAUCAGAGUGGCCACCUCACUCCCGAGAAGCUGACUAAGGGCCUAAGCCACUUUCUAACGGAUCAGAGGCUGGGCGAGGAUGAUUCACAGCCACAGAACCUUCCAGAAUCUUUGUAUCAAUCCCAGGGCUUGCAGCAGCAGGUCGAAGUGGAAGAUGAAGAAAAGCAACUGUUUGCUGCUCUGAUGGAGAGACUGGGAGCCAGUACAAUCUUCCCAGAUGAGGCGGAGAUAUGGAAACUGUGGGUCCAACUCCGACGCAAUGAGCCCAACUUACUUGGUCACCUGGAAGAUUUCCUCUCCAAGGUCACUGUUCGGAUCCAGGAUGCUCAGAGUGAGAAGGACGACUUGGAACGCACUCUGAAAAAGAAGAUGGUGGAGCAUAAUACCGAGGUUCAGAAACUCUACGAGGAAAUGGAGCUCCAAAUCAACAACGAGAAAGAUCGGAUCGAGACUGAAAAUACUGUGAAGCUCCAUGCUCAGAGCCAGGACUUGCAGAAGGAGUUAGACAGCAAACAGGAGGAAGUACAACAUCUGGUGCAAGCUCAGGCACAGUUAGAGGCGGAGCUUGUCUUCCUGCGCAGUAAACAGAAUGAGGCCAUCACUGAGAAUGAGAUGCUCAAAGUGACCAACCAGGAGCUGGAGACGAGGCUGGAGCAGGUCCAACAAGAUCUUCAGGAAGCCCAGGAUCGGCUGGUAUAUCAACAGGAGGAAGCAGCUCACCGAGAGGAGAGAGAAGGAGAGCGGGAUCAACCUCCCAGCAAUGAUGGACUGCACUUCACUGAAGUUGAUCCACAGAAAGAGACCAGGCAGAGGUGGGGAUCUGACACCAGUCAGGGGUUUACAAGGUCCGAGUGUCUUCAGAGGAACUUGGAAAGUUCAGGCCAUGUGACCCGCAUCAUUUCAAUUGAAGAAGAACCCCUGCCACAUCAGGUCCAGGUCUUUGGGGUACAAAAGUCAAGGCUCACCAGACAGGAAGUCGACAUGAGCACUGUCAAAGAUGGAGAAGCAGUCUUUGAAGAUAGAACAGAGCCUUUAUGGAGUGAAGGAGAGGCACAUCCUGCAGAAGAGUUACAGGUGGAGCUUGUCUCUCUGCACAGUAAACAGGACGAAGCCAUCACUGAAAUUGAGAUGCUCAAAGUGACCAAUCAGGAACUAGAGACAAAGCUGGAGGAGAUCCAACAGGAUCUUCAGGAAGCCCGGGAUCGGUUGGUGGAUCAACAGGAGGAAGCAGCUCACCGAGAGAAAAGAGAAGGGGAACAGAAAGAGGCAAUCGCUGAGAUGGAGAAGCUGAAAGUGACCAAUCAGGAGCUGGAGACCAGGCUACAGCAGGUCCAACAGGAUCUUCAGGAAGCUCGGGAUCGGCUGGUGGAUCAACAUGAGGAAGCAGCUCACCAAGACGAGAGAGAAGGGGAACAGAAAGAGACAAUCGCUGAGAUGGAGAAGCUGAAAGUGACCAAUCAGGAAUUGGAGACGAAGCUGGAGCAGGUCCAACAGGAUCUUCAGGAAGCCCGGGAUCGGCUGGUGGAUCAACAGGAGGAAGCAUCUCACCGAGAGGAUAGAGAAAGGGAACAGAAAGAGGCAAUUGCUGAGAUGGAGAAGCUGAAAGUGACCAAUCAGGAGCUGGAGACAAGGCUGCAGCAGAUCCAACAGGAUCUUCAGGAAGCUCGGGAUCGGCUGGUGGAUCAACAGGAGGAAGCAGCUCACCGAGAUGAGAGAGAAGGGGAACAGAAAGAGGCAAUUGCUGAGAUGGAGAAGCUGAAAGUGACCAAUCAGGAGCUGGAGACGAGGCUGGAGCAGAUCCAACAGGACCUUCAGGAAGCCCGGGAUCGGCUGGUGGCUCAACAGGAGGAAGCAGCUCACCGAGAGGAUAGAGACGGGGAACAGAAAGAGGCAAUUGCUGAGAUCGAGAAGCUGAAAGUGACCAAUCAGGAGCUGGAGACAAGGCUAGAGCAGGUCCAACAGGAUCUUCAGGAAGCUCGCGAUCGGAUGGUGGAUCAACAGGAGGAAGCAGCUCACCGAGAGAAGAGAGAAGGGGAACGGAAAGAGGCAAUUGCUGAGAUGGAGAAGCUGAAAGUGACCAAUCAGGAGCUGGAGACAAAGCUGGAGCAGAUUCAACAGGAUCUUCAGGAAGCCCAGGAUCGGCUGGUGGAUCAACAGGAGGAAGCGGCUCACCAAGAGGAGAGAGAAGGACUUCAGAGAACUCGCUCCAUCCGACGCCGUGUGACCCAAAAACCGACCCCCCUGGGAGAGGACCCUGCACUCACUCACCUGAGGGUCGAAGGUCAGGGUGUGACCGUGGCGAUGGGCGAUGACGGAGAUGGAGUCACUGAGGAACCAGCAGCAUCUUCAGGAAGUGACGAAGCAGCAGAGAGAAUGAAAGAGUUACAGGAGGAGCUUGUCUCUCUGCGCAGUAAACAGGACGAGGCCAUUGCUGAGAACCAAAAACUCAAAGUGAUCAACCAGGAGCUCGAGGCAAAGCUGGAGCAGAUUCAACAGGACCUUCAGGAAGCUCGGGAUCGGCUGGUGGAUCAACAGGAGGAAGCAGCUCGCCGAGAGGAGUCAGAAGGACUUCAGAGAACUCGCUCCAUCCGACGCCGUGUGACCCAAAAACCGACCCCACUGGGAGAGGACCCUGCACUCGCUCACCUGAGGGGCGAAGGUCAGGAUGUGACCGUGGCGAUGGGCGAUGACGUAGAUGGAGUCACUGAGGAACCAGCAGCAACUUCAGGAAGUGAUGGAGCAGGAGAGAGAAUGAAAGAGGUGGGAAGCAGCAAAGAUCCUGACCAUCUCUACAACAUCAUGUUUGUUGGGAAUGCCAACGCUGGGAAAACAUCCUUCAUUCAGCGGUUUUACGACAAUAGUUUCAAACCUGGGUUAGCUUCCACAGUAGGGAUGGACUAUCGAGUGAAGACCUUGACAGUGGACAACAGACAUAUUGCCCUUCAGCUCUGGGAUACUGCAGGACAAGAGCGAUUCCGCAGUUUAACCAAACAGUUCUUCAGGAAGGCUGAUGGAGUGAUCGUGAUGUAUGACAUUACAUCGUCCAGCUCGUUCACUGAGGUACGCUACUGGCUGGGAUCUAUCAAGGAAACAGUGGAUGAUAAUGUUGCCAUUCUUCUCCUGGGGAACAAGACAGAUGAUGUUGCUCACCGUCAAGUGCCCACCCCCGAGGGGCAGCGUCUUGCUCAGGAGUACAACAUCAUGUUCUAUGAGUGUAGUGCCUGUACUGGUCACAAUAUUAGCACAGCCAUGCUGCAGCUGACAAAAUUGCUGAAACAGCAGGACGAGAAAAUCAAAGACUCAGUAGUAGAGAUGGUGAAUCAGCCCAGGAAGAAGGGGAAAUGCUGCACGUAGCCUGUAACACUGCCCUGUCCCAUUGCACUCACCCAUUACACUGUCCCAUCACUGUACACUGUCCCAUCACUGUACACUGUCACCUUGUACCCUUGUUGCACUCUUACCAUAGCCCUACUGUUGCUGGAAAAUUCCUCGAAUACCCUUCAGAAACACUUGCCCUGUCUGUGUUUUACACUAUUACUCCCCCAGUUUAUAUUUGGAUAAUUAAAGUCUCCCAAUAUAACACCGUAUAGAUUUUGUACCACUCUGUCUUUUUCUUACAAAUCUGAUGAAUAGCUAUACCUUUCGUUGGUAGCCUAUAGUAUACAUCCACUAGUGUAAUGGCCCCACUAUUGUUUCUUAGCUCUAUCACAGACUUCAAGGAGCUGUGAUCCAGUAAAAUCUCACAUUCAAUUCUCAACUUUGAACAAUCAAACUAUUCCUUGUCAUAAUCAUAAUAAAAUAGUAAUCUAUUUUACACUUAUGUAUAAAUCUUCUCAGCAACAGGUAUUUUGAUGCUUCAGAGCUACAAUUUAUGAAAUGUUAAAUCUCUAAAAUAUAUUGAAAACUUGCAUAGAUCAAACAUCAUAAGUGUAAAAAAACCAUAUUUUUUCAUUUUUGGGACAAUAAACUGCAAUUGAAGCUGUACUGCUGAAACUGAAAAGACAUGAGAGUUUGUAACCCGAGAAUCAAGUGUUGUAUAUUGUUGAACUGUGCAAAAACAAUGUUGUUGUUUUGGAAGUAAAAACAAAGAUAAUUCAAGACUGAUCAUCACCAAGAAUAUUUUGAGCUAAGGAAAUUCUGCCUGACAACUUGCACUGCAACAUGUCAUAGAAGUUGUCAAUGCCAACAGUGGCAGAGUGUGAAAAACAACUAGAGUGUUCAGGUAGACAGUGUCUCUCUCUCUCUCUACCACCCCGCCCCCCCUCCCGCUCUUCCAUGUGGUGAGAAUGACAGAAAACCCAAGAAAGCUUAAAAGAAAUAAUUCAUCCAAAAUACUUCAGGUCCCUGAUCAACCAUCAGAUCAAAGGAUGACCAUCAAUGUGCAGACAACACCCUAUUUUAUCUGUAAACCUCAAAAAGACUGAGGGAAAUUCACUUUCCACCUUGUUGUUUGGACAUUUGAUCUUCAGAAUUUUGCUUACUCUGUACAUAUUCUUUUAUAGCCAGAGUUUAUAUGUUAAACUGUUCAUAUUUAGUUUGCCCUAAUCAUGUUUAAGUUUGUUUGUGCACAUGUGUGUGUUUGUGUGUGCACAUAUGAGAGGGUUGGAUUAUGAGGAGAGACUGAGUAGACUUGGCUUAUACUCAUUGGAAUUCAGAAGAAUGAGGGGAGAUCUAAUAGAAACAUAUAAGAUUAUAAAGGGAAUAGAUAAAGUGGAGGCAGGGAGGUUGUUUCCGCUAGCAGGUGAAACUAGGACUAGAGGGCAUCGCCUCAAAAUAAAGGGAAGCAGAUGUACGACUGAGGUCAGGAGGAACUUCUUCACCCAAAGGGUUGUGAAUCUGUGGAAUUCCCUACCCAGUGAAGCGGUUGAAGCUACAUCGCUGAAUGUUUUUAAGGCAAGGCUAGAUAAAUUUUUGAACAGUAAAGGAAUUAAGGGUUAUGGUGAGCAGGCGGAUAAGUGGAGCUGAGUCUCAAAAAGAUCAGCCAUGAUCUUAUUAAAUGGCGGGGCAGGCUCGAGGGGCCAGAUGGCCUACUCCUGCUCCUAGUUCUUAUGGUCUUAUGUAUGUGUGUGUACGCGUGUGUGUAUGUGCGCAUGUGUGUGUUUGUGUGUGUGUGUGUUUGGUGUUUUUGAAGGAGUGGAGUUGUAUAAAUCAGAAAUCUGUUAUUUUUACUGCUCUUUUUAUGUGAACAGGGUUGUUUUCACUAUUACUGAAGAAAUCUGGUGUGAAUUGCUCUUGUUCUGAGUCAUGGACUGUCAGCAAGUGUUUAUUCUGAUGGUUGUGGAACAGUGGGGCACGGUUAUCUGCACACUCUACCCACUUGUACCAAAAGUUACAAUCGCUUUGAAAUGAUGCCAAGCACCAUCAUGUUCACAGCUCACAUUUUGCCUGUAGCCAAUGGCACAAGUUACUGAUAAAUGUUUAGUUUUUAAUAACUUGUUUUAUUUUUCUAAACUUUGACCAAUAUUGUAUAUGCAGGAAGGUAUCAUUCAAUUAACACUUUGUGCAAAUCUUGAAAAUAUUAUCAAAUGCCUUUUUUUUGACGCAUGUAUGUUUUGUGAGCAUCAGUAAAAUGAUGUUUGCUUAGAAAUCCAUCAAAAUGUCUUUUGUCUUUUUACAUUGUCGGCAUUUAAAUAACAACAUUAAAGCUCUAAGAAUAUUAUGUUUUUGGCAAA